Molecule: messenger RNA, 258 nt
Organism: Mycotypha africana
Lineage: Eukaryota; Fungi; Mucoromycota; Mucoromycetes; Mucorales; Mycotyphaceae
Exons: 1
Source: RefSeq, a predicted model, not a curated record
GCUGCAGUGCGUCUUUUCCAACCUGAAUCAACCAAUCCAGGCUACCAAUAUAUCUAUCUUCCCUGUCGCGCUCGACAAAAUUUAAGCACCAUGCGAUCCAAACUUGCAGGAGUCCAAAUUAAUCCCUCUCGCGUUAUGGAUAUUCAAUAUCCAGCAAAGAACACUGUAAGCUUAUUGGUACACAACGAUUAUGCCCCUAUCGUCAAACAGCGCCUCAACAAAGCUAAAAUUUCAAUCCUCGAAGACUUCGACCCUUUA